Molecule: messenger RNA, 3565 nt
Organism: Plasmodium gaboni
Lineage: Eukaryota; Apicomplexa; Aconoidasida; Haemosporida; Plasmodiidae
Exons: 1
Source: RefSeq, a predicted model, not a curated record
UUUUUUUAAAAGAUAUACAUUUUUUUUAUGUUCGUUUUAUUUAUUAUAUGUAACAUGUUCAUCCAACAAUAAUAAUAACAAUAAUAAUAAUAAUAAUAGAAACAACAAUAAUAAUAACAAUAAUAAUAGCAAUAACAAUAACAGUAAUAAUGGCAAUAAUGUUAUACUCAAUGAUGCUAUGAAAAAUAUGCCUGGUGCAGGCUCUUUAAAUAAUAUGGAAGACCUUUUAUCUUAUAUGAAAGAACACUCAAAUAAGAAAUUUGAUAAUCAUAUGGAACUAUAUAAUAAUUUAAUGAAUGAAAAUAAUAAAAUAGGUAAGAAUGAUGUAUAUAUGCAAAAAUUGAUGGAUAUUUUAAAACAAUAUAAUAAUUUAAAUAAGAAUAAUAAUGUACCAUCAGGUAAUAAUCCAAAUGAUCCAAAAACUAACCAUGCAAAUAAUAUUAUUGAUAAUUUGAAUGAAGAGAAUUAUAUGGAAAAAAUUGAAAAGUUAUUAACAAAUAUGAACAAUCCAUCGAAAAAUAAUAGUAAUAAUAAUAAUAAUAGUAAUAAUAAUAAUAAUAAUAAUAAUAAUAAUAAUAAUAAUAAUAAUAAUAAUAAUAAUAAUAAUAGUAAUAAUAAUAAUAGUGCAAAGACAGCAAAUCCAAUGGAGCAAUUAACCAAUUUAUUUUCUCACAUAAAUGAUAAUGCCCAUCAUGACGAAAAGGGGGAUAGUCAUCCAUUAGAACAUAUAAUGAACCUUCUUGGUCAUGGACAUCAUGAUGGUGAUAAUAAAGGAGGAGGCAACCCACUCCAACAGUUAGCAUCCCUACUUAGUCAUGAACAUCAUGAUGAUGAUGGCAAGGGGGAGAAUAACGCAAUGGAAUAUUUAAAAAAGAUAUUUGGUAAUUUACAAGGUAAUAAUCCGAAUGGUAUUAAUGGAAAGAAUAUGGGAAACCUUCAGUCCAUUUUAAACAAUUUAUUGAAUAGUGAACAAUAUAAAAAGUCUCCAUAUACAUUAGAUAAAACAGUAAGUAGCGGUUUUGGAUCUCGUUCAAAAGAAUCUAUGUUAUUAGAAUAUCAGCAUAAUAAAAGUGAACAAGAUAUAUUAAGAGAAUUACAAGAGUUGAUAAAUAAGAAUAAAAUUAAGAAUGUGAGUGAGAAUAAUGAGAAAUUAAAACAAUAUUUUUCUAUGUUAAAAGGAAAAUAUAAUCCAUAUUCUUAUGAAAGAAAAAUAUUGAAUGAUAUAAUAAAUGAAGAUGAUAUAAAGACAAAAUAUAAUAUUGAUGAUAAUUUUGAAAAGAAUUUAAUAGUAAAUGUACAAAAUGAUAAUAUGGAAUAUGAUGUUGAAAUAAAUAAUGAAGAAAAAGAAAAGAAAACGGAAAUGUUUGAAGAUAUAAAUGAAUUAGAUGAUAAAGAUGCAUUAAGUAGUGGAUCUCUUAAUAGUAGUUUAAUGAGAAAAAAUAAAACUGAGAAUGAAAAAUUAUUAAGAGGUCUUACAACAAAUAUAAAUGAUGAUAAUGAUAAUUUACAUGAAUGUAAUUGUAAUAAUAAAUUAAAUAAUUGUGUAUUAUCAUAUAUAAAUUAUAAUAAUUUAGAAUAUAUGUUACAAAGUUUAGAUAUAGAUGUAAAAGGUUUAGUAAGAAAACAUAUGUUAUUAAAUAAUAAUAGUAAUGAUAAUAAUAAUUUAAUUUUUGAAAAAAAUGAAUCAUUUCUUUUACCUUUACCACCAUUAACAACCAAAUCAAAUGUUCAAAAUACAUCAAAUUAUAUAUUAAGAGUACCCCGUGUUUUAUUUUUAGCUAGUCGAAAAUCAUUUUCCUCUUCAUUUGAUAGAUCAUUAUUUCAUAUAUAUAAUAUAAUGGAUACUCAAUUAAAAUGGAAUACAUAUUUAUGGGGUUAUGGUUUUAAAUACUAUCCAAUAUUUUUCCCAAAAAAUUUACAUACUUUAUUACAUAACCAUGAAAAACAAAUAGGUAGUGAGCCUUUUGAUCUUAUAUUUGUUCAUUCAAGUUUUGUAUCAAAUUAUUAUAACUAUUAUUUCUUUUUGAAGAAUAUGCCUAAAAUUACAACACUUAUUUUUAUGAAUGAUGGUUGGGAUAAUAAUGUAAAGAAUAUUUUUUUGAAUUUAUUUCCUCAUAUAUUUUUUCAAAACCAAGUAAACAUUUUUGAAUUUAAUCCUUUAAAUAACAUAGAUACAGUAGCUGAGAAAAAAAAAUUAUUUCAUAGUUUAUGGAAUAAAGUAACUAGUAGUACAUCUUCUUCAAGUAGUAGUAUGCAUGACCAUGUAAUUAAAAAUAAGCAUAAAAAAAGGAAAAAAAUGGAAACGAAGUCAAAUAAUGAGGAUGAUGUGGUAAUACCUGGUGACAGUUCUUCUUCUCCACCUAACAACAACAAUAAUAAUAAUAUUAAUAAAUAUGAUGAAGAGGAUGAUGAAGAAAAUAAAACAUUGUGGGCAUUUUUACCACAUGGGGUAAAUCAUUGUUGUUCUAGUCAUUAUAAUAAAUCAUUUAUUAUGAAAGGUACCACUGAUGAUGAUAAUAAUAAUAAUAAUAAUGAGGAGAAGGAGGGGGAAAUGUUACAAACUGUUGUGAAUCCUACCUUUUAUUAUGAUCGUGCGAGAAAGUUAGAAAAUCAACAUACACCAGCUUAUGAACUAAGUUAUUCAUUAUUAGAUUUAUUUUUACCUGAAUGCAGUUUUAAUGAAAAGUAUAUUUUUAAUAAUAUCAAAAGAGAUAUUGAUAUAUUAUACUUAUAUAGUACAUCGAAUAAUUAUAAUGAUUAUCUUGUUCAGAAGAUUAUGGAUUAUAUAUAUAAUAAUAAUAUGAAUAAUUUAAAAGAUAGAAUUCAAAAAUACGAAGUAGAUUUAAAUUAUUGGAAAUUAUGGGGAUUACAAACAACACAUAAACUUAUAAAAAAUAAAAUGAUUGAUUUUACAAACAUGUUACAAAGAAGUAAAGUAUGUAUUAUAAGUUCUAAAUUUGCAGGGAUGUUGAAUAAAAUGGUUAUUGAUGCUUUGUUCCAUGGUUGUGUUGUUAUAUCAGAUAAAACACAUAAUAAAGAUAUAAAUAAAUUUAUAGUUACAACAAAAAUACCUUUUGAAUAUUAUGAAAUAUCAGAUCUUAUAUAUAAUAAAGAAAAUAUGACCUCAUUAGCAAAUGAUCUUAUUGAUAAAAUUAAUACUACAUUAGAAGAAGUUAAUAGUGGAAAAAGAAAUCAAAUGAGAAUCGAUGCAUUCAAAACCAUCUUAAAUACAUAUACAUAUAGUGCUGUUAUAUUAAAUUGGAUUAUACCAUCUAUUUAUUUUCAUUAUAAUAAAGAAAAAUAUGAAAUUAAAAAUAAUUAUUUUGUUCUUCCACAAUAUUUUGAAAAAAUUAUAUCCAAAAGUUUAAAAAUUACAAGUGCAAAAAGAGAAAAAAUUAUUGCAAAUAUUGAUUUGUCAUUACAAGAAGAUCUUGUUAUGAAUAAUAAUGAAGUCGUAGCAUGGUGUAUUAUAUGGUUUUUAAUAUUUUCAAUAAUACUUUUCUAUAUGCUAAAAAAUAGUAGUCUUGUCACAUUCUUGUUCAGACAACAUAAAUUACAUAGAUAG